Spodoptera littoralis (African cotton leafworm) is the source of this 495-nucleotide messenger RNA. The record is from the annotation of a GenBank genome assembly. Lineage: Eukaryota; Metazoa; Arthropoda; Insecta; Lepidoptera; Noctuidae.
AUGAAGGAUCCUUUUGUUAAGGAUUCGGUUAUCGAUUCGCCGGCCAGGGAGAGCCUGAGAAAUGUGGAAGGUUGCUACAACAAGAAUAUAUUUAAGACUAGUUCGUUCGCGAACUCCCGGCGUGCAUUGCAGUCAGGUGCGGAUAAAAUAUCAAGAACUUUUCGAAGCGUAAGAAACACCUUCGGGAAUCUGUCACAGCAUUUCAGAUUGGGAGGCAGGCGCCGUCACCGCCUUACUGAGCCUCCGUCUCCAUGCAGGACACCAACAACACCAGUCAUGAAGAAAAAACAGUCCGGUCUUUCCCAGAUACUGGGGAGGAGUCCUACAAAGCUGUACAGUCCUUUUGGCAUCGAGACACCGCACAACCGGGACUUCAGGAUGUCACCUUACAUGCCUGAUACACCGGAUCAUGGUUUGUCACCAAAGCGGCGCAAAGGCGUCACCCACUCAUGGCAUAUCCUCGCCAAGAAGAGACCCCGGGCGCUCUUCCAUUGA